GUACUUUCCUGGGAUGGCAUACAUCAACUGUCGAUGGAGAACUUCCGCGGCCUAGCACGCACAGCACUGGAAGCGGCCAUCGCUCGCUGCAAACGCUUGAUGUAUGAAUGGGAGCCUGAUGAGAUUGACCUGAGACAUAUCCGAGACAGAAUCUCUACGACGACACAGGGAUACUCCUUUGUUACAGACCCAGCGAAUGGUCUAGAGGGCCUACAUCUGGACCUCUUUAUGAGGGCAUGUAUCUCCCCUAUCGAUGGCCUAUUGAAGACGCAGUCCAAGCGUGAAAGCACGUGGGACUUUCCAUCGGCCCAGGCAUAUCUUGUUGCACAUGAUGAUCUUCUCAGAACACUGAUGGUACUUAUGAACCUCGAUGGUGGCCAGCAGUGUGUCCAUCAACCAAGUAAAGCAAAAUUUGGACCCUCUACUUGACUUGGUUGAUGGGAC
Messenger RNA from Ilyonectria robusta, 444 nucleotides. RefSeq lists its product as uncharacterized. The transcript has a single exon. The record is from RefSeq and is a predicted model, not a curated record. The coding region runs from base 34 to 429 and encodes 131 amino acids. Lineage: Eukaryota; Fungi; Ascomycota; Sordariomycetes; Hypocreales; Nectriaceae.